Messenger RNA from Leptopilina heterotoma, 1373 nucleotides. RefSeq names its product dynein light chain Tctex-type protein 2B-like. Gene Ontology annotation, cellular component: cytoplasm; cytoplasmic dynein complex. Gene Ontology annotation, molecular function: dynein intermediate chain binding. The transcript is spliced from 4 exons. Gene Ontology annotation, biological process: microtubule-based movement. NCBI's taxonomy places the organism in Eukaryota, Metazoa, Arthropoda, Insecta, Hymenoptera, Figitidae. The record is from RefSeq and is a predicted model, not a curated record. The coding region runs from base 412 to 918 and encodes 168 amino acids.
ACCAUAACCUCAAAAUUCAUGCUUGCGGUGUAAACGACGGUGUAAACAAAAAAAGACUGUUAUUUACAAAAAACAGUCAGAGUUAAAAGAGACGUUUCUAUAACAAUUAUAUAUUUAAUAUAAACAUUUCUCUAGCACAAAAAAAUCGUCAAUUAUAAUUUUAACAAUUGAUAAUAUCAAUUUUUUUAGUAUAUUCUCAGAGUUGCCACAGUAACGGUAAUCAAAACACAGUGUAAACUUCGAUUUUUUGUUUAUCUUUAAAUGUAGCAUAAAUGUGUGAUGGAUUAUUUUAGUUUUAUCGGCUUGUUGUUGUUCAUUAUAACGCUAACUGUUUUUAGUUUCUAAUUAAAUUUUGAUUAGAAGAAAAAAGAAAAGUACAAAGAUUUAUAUAUAAAGGAAAAACAGUCAAAAAUGGAUGAAUCUAAUGAUAUUUUACCUCGACAAUCAGAAAUGAAGGGCCAAGCAUGGCAAAAAUUGUCUAAACAAGUGCCUGUUGUUGAAGAACCAAAAUUAGAUGCAAAUUUUGAAAUUCUCGAAGAUGAGGAUGGAGAUGCUGAAUCUCAACAAGCAACGUAUCAAAUUCGUCCAAAACUUUCUGAAAAGUUUAAAACGUUAAAUGCAAGAGAGAUAAUACACAACGUAUUGUACGAUCAACUAUCAACAAAAACAUUCAAUGAGGCGGAAGCGUAUCAAUGGAGCAAGGAAAUAGCGGAUAUUAUAAAAUAUAAAAUGAGGGAAUUUAAAUCCAAAGAGUACAAAUACAUUGUAAACGUUGUUAUGGGCGAACAACGUGGUGCAGGUGUAAAAAUGGGCGCGAGAUGUUUUUGGGAUGCUGAAGCUGAUAGUUACGCUUUUGAUAAGUUUGUGAAUGACUCGUUAUUUUGCGUUGCAACAGUUUACGCUGUACAUUAUUAUUAAGAAUGACAAGAAGCUCUCUUAGUUAACAAAAAGAAAAUUAAUCAGGACAUUUAUUUAACUGGAAGACAACAUUCUUUUUAUUUCACGAAAGGAACUACAAUAUUGUGCCGUUUUUUUUUAAAUUUAAAACGAUGAUUUUUUUUGUUUCUUCAGUUUUGGAAAUUUUUUCUUCACUGCGAAAAUUCGAAGUCACAAAAAACUUCUCUUUGUCGAUUUCUAUUUUAUAUGUGUAUGAUAAUUAUAUAACGAGACUUGAUUGAUAUUUUUGCGUUCGUCUUGUAAAACGCACUCGUUUUUUUUGUGUGUUUAAUGCUCGUUUUUUUUAUUAUUAAUUAUAUAUAUGAUUAUUAUUGAUACGUAUUUAUAAUAUUAUUAUAGCACCAUAAUUCACGGUCUCAGGUCUAUGAAACUAUUGAUGAUUAAGAAAUAAAAAAUUAGUCGAUUUCAAUAAGUUA